This is a messenger RNA of Penicillium brasilianum, 3314 nucleotides long. Lineage: Eukaryota; Fungi; Ascomycota; Eurotiomycetes; Eurotiales; Aspergillaceae. The record is from the annotation of a GenBank genome assembly.
CAUCGCCAACAUCGUCAGGACCCCCGUCUCCUCCCCGACGCAUUCAAUCGACAAUGACGACCCUAAUCCCCCGCGAGGCCUACUCCCCCGAGGAGCUGCAGCGCCUUUACCCCAAGGAUCUGAAGCUGCAAUUGGUACAGGUGUUCUUGCGUCAUGGCGAGCGUACACCUGUUUCGUCGCGGUUUCAGAAUACAGGCCUGAGCCCAUACUGGCCUUAUUGCGGCGUUGCCAGACGUAUGGUCCAGAUGGCUGCCGGCAACCAAGACCUCUCGUCAUGGAAUGGUUUCCAGUGGCGGCGAAAGAUGGAGGCAUUUGGUGACAAUGACGAGGCCAUCGUUGCUACUGGAGUAGGAGGUGAAAUCGAGGCCAUCUGCACGCACGGUGAACUCACCGACAAGGGUCGCGAGACGACGUAUGCACUAGGAACGCGUCUGCGUCGUCUCUAUGUCGACCAGCUCGGCUUUAUGCCCGAGAUCAAGUCUGAUACGGAGGAUAUGUAUCUGCGCGCCACGCCGAUCCCCCGUGCUCUCGAGUCCCUGCAGCAGGCAUUCUGGGGCAUGUAUCCGACCAGUGCGCGCACGCAAGAUUUCCCACCGCCCGUGAUCGUGGCUCGCUCUGUCACUGAGGAGACACUUUUCCCUAAUGAGGGUAACUGUCGCCGGUUCCGACAGCUUGCUCGUCUUUUUGCCGAUCGUGCUGCGGCUCGAUGGAACGACUCUGAGCAGAUGGAUUACCUGAACAAGCUCUGGUCCAAGCACAUGCCCGAGAGCUCGCCCAAGGUGGCUGUUGACGCUCACCCCCGUCUUUCGGGUAUCAUGGACACGAUCAACGCUUCCGACGCGCAUGGCCCGGCUACUAGACUUCCCUCGGAGUUCUACGACAAAAAGGGCCGCGCGAUCCUGGAUCGCAUUGCUGUUGAAGAAUGGUUCGCUGGUUAUAAUGAGAGCAGUGAAUACCGUAAGCUCGGCAUCGGCGCUUUGAUGGGCGACGUUGUUGACCGUAUGGUCAGCACUGCGGUAGAUGGUGGCUGGCGAAGCGAGAGUGCUGCAUCUGGAUCUGGAAUCCCCGAAGCUGGCAAGUCCAUCAAGUUUGCCAUGAGCGGAUGUCACGAUACCACCCUUGCAGCUAUCCUGUCCAGUGUCGGCGGUUUCCAAGAUGAGUCUUGGCCGCCUUUUACCUCCUCCGUUGCCAUUGAGCUCUUCUCCCAGGUCCCUAGCACGAAUGUCGAUGCUGGUAAGACGCUUGAGGAAUUCUCUCAUCCGUCGGUUUCUGCUAAGAAGCCUGGUGUCCUUUCAUCUCUUCUUGGUGGCGGCAAGUCGGCAUCUAAGCUACCAACUCCCUCCGAAACUGCUCGUACCCCUGUGACAUCUUUCCCCGAGGAGACCCGUGAUACCUUGCGCAAACACUAUGUCCGUAUUCGUUACAAUGACCGCCCCGUGCGCAUUCCUGGCUGUGCUGCCAGGGCUGAGAACCACCUGGCGGGUGAUGACACUUUCUGUACUCUCGAUGCCUUCAAGGAGAUUGUCGACAAGUUCACACCCCAGAACUGGCAGAGCGAGUGUGUCGCGAACCUGGGUGCUGGUCUGCAUGGCCCUAAUGACGAGGCCCGCGCUACUGCUGGUUUCUAGACCGUUGUUAAUAUACAUCUUUUGUUGUUCUGUGCGUCUUAUUCUCGUGUUCAUUCUUUCCCAUCCAUACAGAUACGAGGGACUAUUAAUACUUCGUUGGGAUCCUGUAAAUCUGACAAAGACCGCUUAGAAUACAAAUAUGUACUUGCUUUUGCUGUCAGGGCGAUAUCUCAUUGCCUCUUGAGCGCCUUCUCUUCCUCAUUUUUCUUGAUCUCCAGCAUCUUUGCAACGGUAGCACGCAUCAAGAUCCACCGCGGCAAAAUCUCAAAGGAUAUCCCUUGCAGCCAAUGCCAGAAAUACGCCCACACAAUAACCUCGCCACAUCCAACCCGGUCUAACGCAGCCUUGGCAAAGGGUUGCGGCGACGGAACAAACAGAUUACUAUCAAUAUCAUACCCGGCAGUCUUGACUUGACCAACCCGCAGAGCCAUCACCUCCACACCGCGCUUCUCAGCAUUGCAUUCUGCUUCCAGCGCCCGCGUAAAGGAGUCCACGAAUCCCUUUGUCGCAGAAUAGACACUGAUAUAUGGCAGCCCCCACUGAGAAAGAGACGAAACAUUCAUGACAAGUCCGGUCCGACCCGGCCCCUCUGAUAACAGUGGGAGUAGCACCCGCGUGAUCUGCGUCAUAAACCGCGCAUUCUUGUCAAUUGUCUCGUUGACCUCGGAAAAUGUCAAUGUAUCAAGUGUCACGGACGGUCUUAACUCCCCGCCCACAUUGUUGAUCAAAACGCCGAGUCUGCCGUUGUUGCCAGUGAUAUCGCGCACGUGUUGCGCGACAUUGUCGACGGCCUUGUCUACCCCGACCACGUCCAGGACGAUGGUGUCUAUCUUGCGGUCUGGAAAGGCGGCGGUGAGUUCUUGCGCGCGUUUGGCGAGUUUCUCGGGGUUGCGCCCGUGUAGGAUCACGUUGAAGCCGCGAGAACAGAGCUCUUCGCAAAAGCCGAAGCCGAUUCCGUCCGUGGCACCCGUUACGAGGGCCCAGUUGUUGCCGGUGCGGUUGUAGCGUGGUAGUUUGCUGGGGAGGAGGUAGACGGUUACUUGGCGGGUGAGUUUGUAGGCGACGUAGGACAGGGCUGCGAGGCCGAUAGUGCUGAGGCUGGGAGUCCAAUUCAUGGUGUCCAUUGUGUUUGUUUUGAUGGGGUACAGGGUCAGGUUGAGAUAAUAAGGGGGUGUGGACUUCGAUGGCGAUAUUGCGGCGAAGUGUGAGAUCGAUCGAUGGUCCGUGUAGAUCGUCGUGGGAUCGACGAACUAUUGGCUGUUUCGAGCGCAGGAUAUGCAGGUGGUGAAGCUUGGCUGGAAAUCAUGCGCGUAUGCAAAGCUGGUCUGUGAAAAGUAGAUCGACUAGCAUAUUGUACGCUUGUAUCCCUUUAUACUUGGUCAUGAUCAUUGCAUCGGCAGCUCUGGGAUCUAUCGGCCCGUCGGCGAGACCGACCGCCGACUCGAGGCCGACUGCAUCAUUCUGUUUGAGUGUGGAGAAGUGGGGCUAUGACGAGAAGCACUGCAAGAUAUCCUUAUCAUGCAGACGGCUUGUCAGAUCAUGCUAAAGACGUGAAUCUUCUGGCUAAAGUGAGGGAUCCCUAUUCGUACUCAAAGGAAAUAUCAGGGCUCUCACGGGAUGUACCGAUUCCCAAUUUUUGUUUACGCGCAAGGCUAUACAAUUCUCCCCGUCCGAUCUAGUUCCCCG